Molecule: messenger RNA, 1977 nt
Organism: Theileria orientalis strain Shintoku
Lineage: Eukaryota; Apicomplexa; Aconoidasida; Piroplasmida; Theileriidae
Product: Plasmodium falciparum CPW-WPC repeat containing protein
Exons: 11
Coding region: 1-1977 (658 amino acids)
Source: RefSeq, a predicted model, not a curated record
AUGAUUUAUAAAUCAGUUCUAGCCCCUUUACUUUUCUUCAACUUUAUCAUUUUAUCUGAAUCUAGUGUGUUGUUUGACACAUUGAAGAAUAUAAUCGAGAAUAAGCAAAUUGAUGACCUUGAUGAACUGAAAAAAGCAGCUUUGGAAGUGAAGAUUAGGGACUCUAUUUCGAGGGCAUCUGAAAUAUUAGAUCUGGAAAAUUUUGAAUCUUCUGAAUGUGAACCUGAUUUUACUCCCUUCUGCCCCGAAAAAUGGACGUAUAUGGGAGAUGGACUCCACUGUAAGGCCGACCCUGAAUAUAGUGGAUCUUGUGAAAAGCUGAUGGAUUUUUCGGAUAAAACACCCCUAGACAAACUGAAUUUAUCCAGAGAGUGCUCUUUCAAUUGGCCGUGUAAAGUAAAUAAGCCUGCUUACAUGCCAGAUAAGGUCACACAGUGUCCCAAAUUCUGGUCAUCCAAGGGCAAUAAUUGCGUGCCUCAUGAUAGCUACCUCGGAGUCUGCAAUGAACUCAGUUUGGAGGAAUUGGCGAGGAAUAAGAAUGAAUUGACAGUAAAGUGUAACCUGACCUGGGAUAAUACAAUGUUCAAGACCUCCAAUCUUCUGGACCUGAGUGAGAGUUGUCCUCUGGGAUACACGGGGUCAGAGUUCUGCACGCCCCUAGAGAACUUUAGUCCAAAAUUUCAAGGAAUCAUUCACUUUGAGAGCAGAGAGGAUAAGCUUAUCAAAACGGAUUUAUACAACUUAUCAUGGAACUUUGAGAUGAACAAUGAGCAGCACUUGGAUGAAAAGUGCCCGUACCAGUGGACAUUUGACCAGGACACCAACCUUUGCCUGGCUCCUCCUAGUUACAAGGGGCCAUGCCAAGUCAGAUUCAACUUUAGCAAAAUGACCAAAAGAUUGAAAAACAUAUGGUCAGUGGUAUGUUUAGUGGAUUUUUACCCCGGUGAGGAGAGUGUAAAGGAGAGCCUGAAGGUGUCAACUGACAAAAUCUACAAAGACGGCGCCAUAGAGUCCAGGUUUAAGAUACUCAAGAGGCGCAGAGUAAAUGAGAAGGACACUCCCAUUGAGAUACUGCAGAAGCAGUUGAACGAGUUGUAUAAAUUGAGGAAGAAGUCAACCGACGAUAACUUUUUAUCGACCCUGCAGUUUACAAUCGAUAAGCUUGAAAAGAGGAUCAUGGCUCCAAGUUUCCUGCAAAUCGACUCAAAUAUAACCACUAAGAAGUAUGAAUGCCCAUAUAACUGGGACAAGUUUGAAAAUAUCUGCAUUGCUCCAAAGACGUACCAGGCUUUUGUCCCUAAUUGCUACAAUAUCAUUAGCAGAUUUACCCAAAAAUCUGAUGAAUCAUGCAGAUUACAAUUUAACGACGAUCACGUUGACAAUGAGGACUUUGUGCGUGAACCAUGCCCCUUGGGUUGGAAACACGAGACUAAGUUGGACGGGCGAAUUUUGCGCACAAUCUGCAGGCCAAAAAUAGGCCAAAUAAACUAUAACUUCUCCCAGUGUGGCACAAAGGUGGAUUUUACCAACGUAUCUCCUGGGUUUAAGAGGAACUGGGCGUUCGCCUGUAACGUCAGGUUCCCUUCCAAAUCGCAUAAAUCAGAGACCAAGUGCAAACAGAACUAUUUCAGGAGGUGCCCUUACGGCUGGGAAGAAGCAAGUGACAGUUGUAUUGCUCCCAGCACAUACUUUGGGCCUUGUGGAAAGUCCGUUAAGUUUAGUGAAAUCGCAACUCCAGACUCGAAAAAGAGCUUCAGUCAAAGAUGCCUCGCGUUCUGGGACUGUCUCGGGAACUGUGAAAAAGACUAUACAAACGUUUGCCCUAAGAACUGGAAACAUGACGGUACCAGGUGCACUGCUACUUACAAAUACGACUUUCCAUGCAAAAGUGAAUUUGUGGUUCCAAAAACGUGGAACGAAUUUUCAAAACAGGAAUUUGAAUUCGUGUGCCAAGCUUACUGGGACUGCAAAUCCUAA